Molecule: messenger RNA, 6729 nt
Organism: Eriocheir sinensis (Chinese mitten crab)
Lineage: Eukaryota; Metazoa; Arthropoda; Malacostraca; Decapoda; Varunidae
Exons: 6
Coding region: 353-877 (174 amino acids)
Source: RefSeq, a predicted model, not a curated record
AGCGCCUCGCUCAAGCCCGCAGCGUUGUCCUCAGUCACCUUAUAAGUGAAGGGAAAAGUGACAGCAGUGAGAGGUGGGUGGGUGGAGGGACAGCAGGCGUGGAGGGCGACUCGUGCACUGGGUUACCUGCGCCGACUCCACAGCUUGACCAGCGCUCUGGGCACUAACACCAAAGAAGAAGAAGAGGAAGAGGAGGAGGAGGAAGAGAAGGAAAAAGAAGAGGGCAGAGAAAAGAUUAACAAAUUAUAAAAGGAGAAGAAGGAGAUUAAGAAGAGUAUCACGAAGACGAACCUGACCAAAACGGAAACAAGUCAACCACUACAACCACAAGAGCAACACCACCACCACCAUCAUGAAUCUUCGGGGUGUUGCUAACUGCGGCAUGUUCCUGGGUAUUAUGGACCUGCUGCACGGGCUGGCUACCCUCUCCUUCUACGGCUACCAGUACGGGAGUCACUACAACUGCUACUGGAACCACGGCAUCAGAUGGUGCACCUACUACCUCGAGGAGACCAAUCACAGCAAGAGGGUGAACCUGGGCCUUGGUGAGGGAGUCAUCUGCAUCAUCUUUGCCAUCCUUCUCAUCGUUUCAUUCAGCAAGUACAAGUGGUGGCUGGCGUGGACGUGGCUCCUGAAGGCCCUGGCGGUGUUGGGUCUCAACGGCUACUUCGUGACGGUGUGGGUGAUGGAGACCUCGCGCUCCUACCACCAGUUCUGGAACCGACACAACUACGACCAGAACCAAGUCUUCCUCCUGGCGGGCAUUGUUCUCACCCUUAUCGAGCUCAUCAUCAUGUUAAUCUUCUGCUGCGUCGUCGGGUCCUUCACGCAUAAGAUUCGCAAGCAGCAGGUACCCACAAUGGAGACACACAUAUAAGAGGCUGAGACCACAAGGAAGAACAGGAGCAUCUCUGACCAGUGACCACCCACUCCUUACCCCCCGAUUGCUGCCUUCUGGUGGUGUACUGAGUGAAAGAUAGAAGACGCUAAAGGGGGGUGUCCACGAGAAGGAGGUCAGAGUUUUCGAACCUACAUCAUACAACUAUAUAUUCCUACUGUCUUACCUUCUCCCCUGUACUACCUGAACUAACCCACUUCCUCUUCUUACCAUUCAGUGAUUAAAAAAGAAAACCCACGAGAAGGAGGUCAAAGCUUAUGAACCCACACCAUAGAACUAUACACUCUUACUGUCUUUCCUUUUCCCCCACUGUACCUUCUCCACUAACCCACUGCCUCUUCUUUCUAUACCCUUGAUUAAAGAAAAAUCUCUACUAACUUUGAUCAUCUCUCUCGUUGCCAUUCUAAGCAGUCAUUAAGAGGAAGGUCAGAGCUAAGUCCUCAAUAAUCAUCACUAACUUUGAUCAUAUAUUGGGUCUGUUAUCUAAGGUCAAAAGAAGGAAGGUCAGAGUUCCAUCUUCACUAACUUGGAUCAUCAUCUUACGAGUUGGUUUCUUGUUAGUGUCAGAUUUUGUAUUUAUUGUUUUCUUUCUCUACCAAGAUUGUGUUAGUGGAGGGAAGGUUGGUUGCUGCUGGUGUGUUAUACUAAGAAGUCUUGUUUUUUCGUUCUUUUAAGUGGACGCAUGGACAAAGGAAAUAUCACGAAUGUAAUCUGCUUUGUUAUCAUUCAUAGAAGUGAACACAGAGAAAGGAAAGUUUGAUAAAAAAAAAUCCAGUCUUGUUUUUAUGUUAAUCUUAUAAGCGGAGGCGUGGACGAGAAGGAAAGAUAGUGAAAUAAGCUAAAUAUAUCAGUGACGAAGAAGGGAGUGAAGGUGGAUUUACAUACGUACUGUCUGUCUUUGUACUCACACACUUUUCCUGCGUCGAUUUCGUUAAAAAGUGUAAACUGUGCCAAAAACACUGCUAAGAUAUAUAUAUAUAUAUAUACGCCAUUAACGUUGCCAAUACGAUAAUAUUAAUUGGUUUGACGAUAUGAUUAAUAAUUUUUCUUAGCCUCGUUUUAAAACUUGCCAAUUAACGUUGCCAAUACGAUAAUAUUAAUUGGUUUGACGAUAUAAUUAGUAACUUUUCUUAGCCUCCUUUUAAAACUCUACACAUCGAAACUCAUAGAUCGGUAUUCUCAGAUGCUUCCGAAUCUCACAUCAGUUAUCUCCAAAGGCCAAAAAGGAGAUCAAUCAGAUUGUAAUGAGUGUUAUUUAGGUGCCUGGUACAGAAAAAGGGUCAAACUACCACCAGGGCCAUGAAACUACCAACGGAAAUGCCCACAACUCAUACGAAAACCGUGUCAAAUAUGUGUGCUUGGGCGCCGAAAUAUUUAGGAAUACGACUCAUUGACUGACAUUUGAGCAAUAGAUAGCAUAAUUUCGGUUACACUGAUUAGGUUCUCAGCAGCAAAACAUCAAUAACUAUCUGCAUUAAUAUUUUCAGUCUUAUUGAAAUUUGAUUACCUUGUUCUGAUUUUUCUUAUUUUUUGGUACUUGAGUUCUCCUUCUUGUCCUUCACGAUGCUUAUCUUUUUUUUUUUUGUCAUCCUGUUUACGAAAGUACCGAGAGCGUCACUUUAUUUCUCAAGGCCUGAUCCCCCCCCCCUCCUCUCUCUCUCUCUCUCUCUCUCUCUCUCUCUCUCUCUCUCUCUCUCUCUCUCUCUCUCUCUCUCCUAAUUCAAGUGCGACACAACCGUUUUUUCCCUUUGUUAUCUUCCUUUAUUUUCUCGUGAUUCGGAAGGAAAUUUUUUUUUUUUUUUUUUUUUACUUAUUAGUUAGUUUUUUCUGUGUAAUUCUUCAACAGGAGGAGAGAGAGAGAGAGAGAGAGAGAUAAGGGGGAGGGGGGGGGGGGCUCGAGUGGAAGUGACACAUGUGGAUACCCAGAAUAUAAUUACCGAGUCUCUUGGUCUCAGCCUCGAGGGCCAGCCAUAGUAUUUUUAUUUCUUCAUUUUUUUUUAUUAUUUGCGUUCAUCCGGCCGAGCACAGGAUGUACGUUAAGGGUACUACGUAGAACUGCCCUUCGUACUAUCUCCGUCAUUUCUUCCGGUUCCGUUCAUCUUUUCUUUGUUAGGCUGACAUAAUCGGGUCACUCAGGAGAUUAUUCGUUCUCUUUUCCGUUUUCUUUCAGUUUCUUUAAGUUUUCUAUCUUAUAUCUGGUUUGUUUUAGUUUGGUUUAAUCUUCCUCUUCACAUAUUUUCUUCUCAUCUUCUCCAGCUUCCUCUCUUCCUUCUAUUUCUACUUCAUGCUCUUCUCUUUCCUUCUUUCCCUCCUUUCUUCUUGUUCUUGUUUUUAUUCUUCCUCUUCUUCAACCAUUUGUUUAAUUUAUUUUUCUUCUUUUCUUCCAUUUCUACCUCUGCUUCUAUUCAUUGCCUUUACCGUGAGUCUUGCAUUGGUUUGAUCUCAUACACUAGUCUUUAAGCAUUUGUGGUAAAGUCUCUCUCUCUCUCUCUCUCUCUCUCUCUCUCUCUCUCUCUCUCUCUCUCUCUCUCUCUCCUAAAUUCUACUUAGAGGCUCUAGCUCGUGAGCGUUUCCUGAAGGAGGGGAAUUCCACACACUUUACCAGCGUGACAACAAGAGGAGCUUCUGGUUCACAAAUGUGCCACCACAGCAUGUUACCCUGAUGCCUGUCGUUAAGAAUAGAUGAAGUGAUUUUUUUUUGUCAGCUCAUAAACAAUGUACGUAUAUUGUUUGGUGUUCAUUUGAGGAAACUGUAAAAAAAAUGUUUUUUGUUUUUUUUAUCUAGAGCCGAAGAGAAAUCCUGAACAUUUAGGAUUGUAUAGGAUUAUGUAGUCUGCUUUCGGAGCUUUCAAUGACGCUGUGCUGGACUGUGAAACUGGCCCCAAGUGAGUAGUUAUCAAGGAGGAAGAUGGAAUAGUAAAAAAAUGUUGCCAAGAAUAUAAGUCUAAAAUGUGGAUUAAAAAUAAAUGCAUAGAUGGAUUCGUGGAUAAUCUGUUGUUGAGACUUGUUACCGACUGUUUUGUUGGGUUGAAGUAUAUUUUUUUUUCUGUGUGUGCGUACAUUUGAAGGUGAUUAGUUAGCUUAUGGGAUGGAAAUCUUUGUUAGUCAUGUUUUUUUUUUUUUUUUAAGUGUUCUGAGUAUGUUCUUUCUCUUUAUUAUAUUUGUGAAAGGAAUUUAAAUUAUGUAAAUAUAAUAAUCUGAAUGACCGGAAGUUAUGUAGUCAUUCUCUCUCUCUCUCUCUCUCUCUCUCUCUCUCUCUCUCUCUCUCUCUCUCUCUCUCUCUCACAUGGUCUAAAUUCUCCAGUUAACAAGAUCCGCCGGACGACAAUACCCGUUCUAACCCCCUCCUUCAACCCCUCCACAUCACCACCAACCCACCACUACCCAGCCAUCCACCCCCUCUUCUCCCCACCCUCCCUCCACCUUUCCCGAAACACCCUUCCCCUCCUCAUCCCCCCCUCCCUUCGUCCUUUCCUUAGUGCCGUGGGAAAGAAAAACAUGACAUUCUCACAUACAAAGCAAACGUAUAAGAGAUAAAAAUAUACAUGAGGCAAGUGAAAGAUGGUCCAUGCUUCCAAGUCGAAAUAUUUCCACAUUCAUAGAAAACAGAAUGAUGAUAAAAAAACAUAUACUAUAGACCUACUGGCACAUGAGAAAUCCUCACAGGUUGUCCUAGUAUCAUUCAGAAAAGAUCACCAAUACCGUUUUGACCAAUAUUCAGACGAGUUGGAAUAGAAAGGGAACUAUAUGGAUGGCUAUGCAACUAACUAUAAUCUCAGACAGACAUACCUAUCACCUCUUUACAGCACCAACCACUAACGCACCACCACCACCACCAGCACCAAUACUACCAUCACUACAGUCACCACAACCACCACCAAAACCAAUGUCACCACCACCAUCACCAACAUCACAAUCACCUGCUGCAUGGACUUAAUAAAAUAUAAGGCAUGAGGUCUUUAGUUUACCAAAGACCACGAUGAGGAUUAUUUAAUAAGGGACUUUCGCACUUAUUUUUAUGUACGUUAAUGAAGGGACAGUUGUUUUUAUGUAUCGGUCCCUCUGUUUGGUGUAAAGUCGCUUGCUACAUGCAGAAGAGAGAAGACAGUGCUGUCCUCUAUGUCCAAGCAACUAUGAAGGUCUCCCACUGUUUCCUAAGCAUGUAUUUGGUUCGGUUGUUCCUCUCCUGGGGGCAUAAACUAUUGUACAUAUCCUUGGCUUUAUGGAAGAUUGUCUUUCAGUGUCUGAAUAUUCUUAGGUUUGUUUGUAGUUUCCAUGCAGUACCUUAUAACUUGACCUUGAAGUUGUUCGUAGUUACCUGCAGUACCUUAUGUUAUUUGUUACCUGUGUAUUACCUGUACUUGCCCCCUACGCCUCAUGACAAUUGUGUUCUAAGUUAAGGAGGACUGAAUCUCAUCAAUGUGGAGUUCAAUUCUUUAUGUUAGUCGUGAGAUCAGUCAGGGUUGUAUCUGGGAGUGCUCACGUGUUUGCAGGAUUCACACCUGAUUAAAAAAUGAUCUGAUGUGCAAAUAAGAAGGAAUCAGAGUAUAUAUAAGAUUAAGACGUCCUUGUUCCCAGACCUUUGAGUGUUUGGCGAAAUGGAAUUGGAUUCUAUAUUGCUACUUACUUUUGGAUUGUGUUUGAAAAUAUAUAUAGAGGUAUUCUGUCUUUUGUUUAAUAGUAUAUCUAUACCUUAGUUUUCUUUGACAUUUUUAUGAAUAUUAUUGUUAUUAUUAUCAUUAUUAUGACCUUCAAAAGGACUGAUUACUGAAUGUUUCUUGAAUGGCAUUAAAUAUACUUGUUUUGUAUGUGUGUGCUUGUACUUAUUUUUAUUAAUGAGCACUUCAACUCCCGGAUGUCGUCUUGCACAAGAAGCCAACACACACACACACACACACACACACACACACACACACACACACACACACACACACACACAUACUAAAACCAGAUUCAGUUCAUAUGAUGGAUACCUCACAGUACACAUACACAAGUAAACAAGCAAACAAACAAACAAAUACAAACACCACCACCACCACCACCACUGAGCAAUACAAUCUACAUAAUACCGAUGGCAGGAAUCAGGCUCUUUUCAGUGAGGCAUUACCGCUACCUCUUCACCUCGUUCCGUCCAUUCGAAGUGAUGUUUCCCGAUUGUACUUUUAAGCGUCAUGAGUCCCAGAAUUUUAGACGCUUCGGCUCUCACAGCAAAUGUUUCUCAAGGCCACAAAGGAGUUUAGUCGGGUUCUCAUGACUGUUUUUAUUCACGUUCAUGGUGCAAAACCUUGUCAAACUAUCACUAGGCUCAUAAAACUACCCAUGGAAAUACUAUCACAACAUCUACGUAACCUUAUCGAAUGAGGGUGUGUGGGCCUCGAAACGUUUGAGAAUAUCCGGAUGUCUCAUAUUCCUGAACAUUUCUGUGUCUCAUUAGGUCUUAAGUACACCCAUUUGAGGAGGCUCUCGUACAGGUUGUUGGUACUUUCACGGACGGUUUCAUGGCCCAAAAGGCUCCAUAAGGGGAAAAAUACAAGCAUGAAAACCUGAAACACUUUCCUUGCAGCCUUUGAAAACAGUCGUCACGAGACCUCGAAGCAUCUCAGAUCAUUGGCCCCAACGAGUCACUUGUGGAGACGACAGAUGUGUUGAUUAGUUGUCUACCUGUGGACUCGCCAGGUGUGUUGACGUGCCUGGCAGAGGAAGUCGUUGUUAUAAUGUUUAUUUUUUCUUUUUGCUUCUUUGAUUAUUUUCGCUUUGUAUCGCUUUUUCUGAGUUGUGUGUCCGCCUUUUUUUUGUUGUGUAGGAAAAUAAAGUGGCGCUUUUUUAUAUAA